AUGGAAGUGAAAAGAAUUCUAGUCCUCUCUUUAUGCGUAGUUGCUCUGAGCACGUUUGUCCAGACACAACCAGCCGCCGAGACGACUGAUCGUAACUUGGCAAAGAAAGUGGAAGAAACAAAUAAAAUAAGAAAUGCGCUGACUCCCGUCGCUAACACCACUGACCUGAAUAACACCAAAUACUCCACUGACUCCGUUGAGACCACUGAUAUCGCCAAUUAUCCAUAUUAUGAAAAUUGCGAUCAGUACUACGACGAUUGCUGCUGUGACUGUUGGAGGGAUUAUUGUCAAAGAUCAACAUACUGUGAUCCAUGCCUUCAUUACCAACCGGAAAUGCAAAUGAUCCGCGAUUUCAUGCAAACCAUGCCUUCGAUCGGCAUCGACUACGUCGACCUUCUCCACGAACAAAGUCCCAAACUUAUUAAAUUCAUCUUCGACAAUCACGAGGAUGUCAAAAGUCUCAUUGCCGCAGCCCAUCCUUACACAACAGCUCAUUUUAUGAAAACUGUCGACAAUUUCGGAGUGAUUUUGUCAAGAUUUGAGGGAAGAUACAUCGAGACUAUCUUUGUCAAAAUAUCUAACCCAUGCCAGUAUUUCCUGAGUCUGCCGAAGAAGUGUGAGCCAAUCACAUUCCGGCACGAAGAGUAUAUAAGGCCAUCAAGAUUCUGCAAGUGCUAUCUUAUCGAAAUGAAAUUAACAAAUUUGUUCAUUUUUUUCUUGGUCUUCGUAAUUGCCUCAAACGAAUUCGCCCAUGCGUUUCUAUUUUUUGGGCAUUACACCACAUACAUAUAUGAUACUACAAAGCCGACAACAACCACAACUACUACAACGACGACACCAGCACCAACUACUACAACGACGACACCAGCCCCAACUACUACAACGACGACACCAACAGAAGACACGAAAUCGUUGAGUACCACAACUAGUGAGCCAAAUCCAUAUUAUAGCUCAAAUGCAGAUUGCGAGAAAUAUCAGAAAGUCCCCAAAAAUAUUACCUGCAUAUAUAACCCGUGCUGUCACUUGCAGCUUCGCGAUUUCAUCCAAACCAUGCCCAAUAUCCGUACCGAUCUCGUCUACCUUCUCUACGGCAAAAGCCCUACACUCCUCAAGUACAUCUUCUACUAUCAUGAGGACAUCAGGGCUCUCAUUGGCGCCGCUGACUGUUGCACAAUAACUUACUUUAUGGAGAAUGUGGACACCUUCGGAGACAUGUUGGCCAGCUUCGAGGGAGAGUACAUUGACUGGUUCUUUGGAAAGCUUUGCAAUCCAUGCCAGCACUUCUUCAGGCUCUCCAAGAGUGUUCGCGAUAGACUUCUUGCCAAGAGUCGUGUACUAUCUUGCUGCUUCCAGUCACAUUACCGUCCCAAUUACCCAGUUUCCUGA
This is a messenger RNA of Rodentolepis nana, 1386 nucleotides long. The record is from the annotation of a GenBank genome assembly. NCBI's taxonomy places the organism in Eukaryota, Metazoa, Platyhelminthes, Cestoda, Cyclophyllidea, Hymenolepididae.